AUGAUUGACUUUGGCAACUUUGACCGUGUCUUUGGUCCACUGAACCCGUUUCCGUACGAUCGGACCUUUAUUCAGGAAGCAGAAGGCUUCCGCCGCAGCUUCGAAGGUGCUCUAUUCAUUGACAAGAUCCUGGCGGCAUUGGGCCUUGCCAAAGUCCGUGGUCUCUAUCCCCCGAAGUCUGAAGCGACCCUCCACCAACUGCACGAGAAGGUCACCGCCUCGACAACCAUUGCGACGCACCACAAGCUUUCUAUAUUGUACUACCUUCUCCUGGACAUUGACGAGUUUCUCAAGUCUCAGCCAGGUCACAUCGAUGGGAACAAGGCAGACCAAUUUGCUAAUCGCUCGGGUCUUCCCACCAAGUACCAACUGUUGAUUAAGGGAUUGUGGCACUUCGACCGCCAAAAGUUUGACGUCGGUUUGGAAUACUUGACACACCCAAGCUUGACCCCCGAAUUUGCCGAUGAUAUUAUUACGGUACUCGCGAGACAAGCCACCAAGGACGGAGACUAUACGUUGCCUCUGGCAUAUUGGCACACUGUCCAGCCAGUACUCAAGACCGAAACAGCUGUCCAGUUGCUGUUCGACGCCCUGAUCCAGAGUGACAUUGGCGAGGCACUGCGCUUCUCAAGAGCGAAGCCAGAAGCACAAAGGCAGGGCCUCUUUAAGAGACUGGUGAUUGGUGUACUCGACAGCGAGCGUGGUGAUGAAGCAGCAGAUCGUGCUGGCGAGCUUGCAAGUCUACCAUUCGAUGAGAAUGAGGAUGAGUGGUUCCGGGAAUACCUUGCCAGCGGCGAGGGCAAGAGGUUGAAGAUCGCUAGAGAUACCCUUCUUAUGCGCCGCAUCGCUCUCGGUGAGCCGGUUUCGACAACUGGUGAGAAAGGUACAUGGGGCGUUGUCAUGGAGGCCUUCAAGGUGGGCAGUGGAGGUCGAACGUGA
Messenger RNA from Pestalotiopsis fici W106-1, 939 nucleotides. RefSeq lists its product as uncharacterized. The record is from RefSeq and is a predicted model, not a curated record. Lineage: Eukaryota; Fungi; Ascomycota; Sordariomycetes; Amphisphaeriales; Sporocadaceae. The transcript is spliced from 2 exons. Bases 1 to 939 code for a protein of 312 amino acids.